This is a messenger RNA of Triticum aestivum (bread wheat), 970 nucleotides long. RefSeq lists its product as uncharacterized. The record is from RefSeq and is a predicted model, not a curated record. The transcript is spliced from 4 exons. Lineage: Eukaryota; Viridiplantae; Streptophyta; Magnoliopsida; Poales; Poaceae. Bases 62 to 613 code for a protein of 183 amino acids.
UAAAGCUAUUCUCGACCCAUAUCCAACAAUCCCAGUCUCCCUGCCCACAUCCUCCCCCAAGAUGGGGCGUACUGGCAUCGGCGUGCUCCAUCGCCGCCCCGGACACACAACGGCGACGCCACGACCAAUGAGAUCCGCGCGAGGAGGGAGGUGCAUUAGGGGGGAUUCGGGCUGCUCACCGGCCAAGCCCUCCGACGAGCGGCCAGACCCAGGCGAGGUGGAUUUCAUGGGUGAGCCCCUGUUCCCUUCCUCCUCUUCUGCGAGAUCUGGCCCGGCUGUGUUAUUGCUAGGAGUGGUCUUUUUGGUUCUACGAGAACCUAAUGUCCAAGACUUCAGGUUAAGUUCAGCCGCCCUGCGAGCAAGAGCACCAUGUACCUCUACUACGAGGGCAUGCCAGAUUCUCCACAAGCUCAGCCGCGAGUCACACGACAUCCUCUGCAGGAACUGUAACCACUUCUACUAUGUGCUCUGCCAUAAUCUCGGCAUCCCCAAGCUUCCAAGUAAGGGAAACAAUCUGAAUUAUGGCGAGGACUGGAAUUAUGUGCUCAUGAGGCUGUUACCUCAAACGCUGCGCCAGUUUUUUAGGUACUUGCGCAUCACAUAUUCGAUCUGAAUUUGGCAUGAACACGGCGUCUAGAGGAGCACACAAGGCAAUGGAGUGAUGAAUGAUGCCUUCGUUUUCUAGAUGGCAAAACUAUGUAUGAAACACACUCAAAUGUAUGUACCCCAAAAGAAUCUCACAAGGCAAAAGUAAAUGAGUAUAUGUUGAUUGGUGCCGAACAUACAAAAUUGUAUAUAUACGAAUGGAGCUCCCUAGAGCAACUAGCACUUGUUAUUUACCAGUUUAUAUCAGAUGCCAUUUUUAGAGGGCCACUAAAUAUACUACUUUCAGGUUUCAGCCAAUCAAGGCAAUGACACUGUACCUCUUCUCUUAUACAUUCUUCUUUCUAUUUACAUCCUGUUCUCAAAA